AUGUAUGACCACUACACGAUGUGUCAGGGACCCGUUGUGUAUCUCUCACAGCUUCUGAAAACCAGGAUAAAAAAUCGUGGAGCUAAAGCUAUAUAUCAUACAAGGCAUCCGGGGGAGAUCUUGCACACUGCAAGGGUCACAUCCAGCGGUUGCGGCUCACAGAAAAGAAUUUGCAAGGGACCCGGAGGAAGCCUCAGCGUUCGAAGUGCCAAGGGAAAACGAGCUUCGACUAAUCCAAGACGAAACAGUGACACAACCCUUCCCAGGAGCAACCCAGAGGACUCGAACUACUACACGCUCGUCAAGGGCGACUCAGCCAACGUGGCUGCUUCUCCUCUCGAUGUCUCUCUGCCAACCUACGUCCUCGUCCACGGCUUCUCUUCGAAUGGAGAGAGUGGGUGGCUUACGCAGGGAAAGACAGCACUGCUGGAACUGGCUCCGUACAACGUCAUCACAGUGGACUGGAGUAAACUGGCGGAAGCCCCCUGGUACAACAUUGCGAUUGCAAAUGUCGAUGAGGUCGGCAGCUUCACGGCGUCCAUGCUCGACUGGCUCCACGCGGAAGCCAGCCUCGACGUCUCGACCGUCCACCUCGUCGGCCACUCCCUCGGCGCCCACGUUUCCGGAAGCGUCGGGCGCCACCUCGCGUCUGCCAGGCUGCCGAGGAUCACAGGCCUGGAUCCCGCGGGCCCGGAGUUCUACAACCAGCCUGAGGAGAACCGCCUGGAUCCCUCCGACGCCAUCUUCGUUGACGUCAUUCACACCAACGCGGGAUCGGUGCUCGAGAGCUGCGUAGGCCUAAAACUCCCGACCGGCGACGUGGACUUCUACCCGAACGGCGGCGACCACCAGCCCGGCUGCGUGCUGCUCGGGGAGGACUGGACGGAUCUCCUUACAGGAGGAUGCAGUCACGGCCGCGCCCACGACUACUGGGUGGAGAGCAUCUUCGCCCUACAGCCCGAGGAGGCCUUCAGCGCACGCCCUUGCGAGAGCUGGGAGGCGUACGAACAGGGGGCGUGUCCUGACUGCGGCGAGGACUGCGUCGACAUGGGCUUCCACCUGGUGCCGGGAAGCGCUCAAGUCAAGAAUAUCAGGGACUACGAGCACAGAGGGAAAUUACACAGGUCUAGCCAGCUUGGGGGGUCAGGGUGA
Penaeus monodon (black tiger shrimp) is the source of this 1152-nucleotide messenger RNA. RefSeq names its product inactive pancreatic lipase-related protein 1-like. Bases 1 to 1152 code for a protein of 383 amino acids. Gene Ontology annotation, molecular function: lipase activity. The record is from RefSeq and is a predicted model, not a curated record. Gene Ontology annotation, biological process: lipid metabolic process. The transcript has 10 exons. NCBI's taxonomy places the organism in Eukaryota, Metazoa, Arthropoda, Malacostraca, Decapoda, Penaeidae.